AUGACCACCACGCCGCAGCGUAUCGCGCUUUACGGUUCUCCGCACUCACCGUUCGUCGCCCGAGUUCGCCUCGCAUUGGAGGAGGCUCAGGCCGACUAUCAUACAGUCUUCUUUGAUCUCGACGAGAGACCACAGUGGUUCUUCGACAAUGUAAACUCUGCGGGCAAGGUUAGCAUCAGCACUCCACAAUUCAACCUCGCUCCUCCGAGGCCAGAAUUGACAGCCUGCUCGCGCGACCAGGUACCGACGAUCGUGUAUAGGAGCAGCCCCGAUGCGCCACCCGAGAAGCCUACACCCGAAUCCGCGAAAAUCGCAGAAUCAUUGGUGCUCCUCGAGUUCGUCGCCGACCUCCACCCCAACGCCAACCUUCUCCCGCGCGACCCCGUCCUCCGCGCCAAGGCACGCCUCUUCAUCCGCAAGCUAGACGAGAAGUUCCAGAGCGCCUUCCUCGCGCUCCUCUUUGACAAGGACGGCGGCGCCGAGGUGCUGGAGCUUCUGGUGGAGCUGCAGAACGAGCUCCCGCCGACGGGAUACGUUGUUGGGGACUGGUCGAUCGCGGACGCAGCGUUUGUGCCGAUGGUUGCCGCCGUGGGCAUCGUCGCGAAGACAGGGCGCGGGUACUUUCGGGAUGUCGACGGCGGCAAGCUCACACAGGAGCUCGCCGCGCCGCGCUUCGAACGCCUAAGGGAGUACAUGCGCAUCAAUAAGGAGCGGCCAAGUUUUGACGAGUUCGUCGCUAUCAAGUGGGUCAAGCGGUUCGCGAAGCCUGCCGACAAAAAGUAG
Trametes versicolor FP-101664 SS1 is the source of this 783-nucleotide messenger RNA. RefSeq lists its product as uncharacterized. NCBI's taxonomy places the organism in Eukaryota, Fungi, Basidiomycota, Agaricomycetes, Polyporales, Polyporaceae. The transcript is spliced from 4 exons. The record is from RefSeq and is a predicted model, not a curated record. Gene Ontology annotation, cellular component: cytoplasm. Bases 1 to 783 code for a protein of 260 amino acids.